Condylostylus longicornis is the source of this 1903-nucleotide messenger RNA. RefSeq names its product prion-like-(Q/N-rich) domain-bearing protein 25. The coding region runs from base 857 to 1900 and encodes 347 amino acids. The transcript has 5 exons. NCBI's taxonomy places the organism in Eukaryota, Metazoa, Arthropoda, Insecta, Diptera, Dolichopodidae. The record is from RefSeq and is a predicted model, not a curated record.
AAUUGAAAAUUUUUAUUUUUCUAAUUUUUAUCAGCACAUGCAAAAAUGUGAUACAUUUAAAUUUUAAAUACCUAAGGUGUAUACUGCGAAUAUAUUGUUAUUUAACAUAACAUUAACAUAACAUUAACAGUUUGAGAAGAGAAAUACAAAAUCAACAAUAAUAAUAAACUUACUCCAUACGUUAUACAUACAUGCAUAUGAAAUUUUAUGUUUGGGAGAAAAAAUUAAAAAAUUUGUUUAAUCGAUUAUUAUAAAUUUGUUUAUUUUGUUUUCAAUAAAAUAAAAAAAACCAACAUACACAAACACAAAUGUAUUUAUUAUGUAAAAAUGUACUUAAAAUAAAUGCAUCUAAUAAGAAUAUUGGAAAAUUAUUAUAUUCACGCGUACAUAUUAUUUUUACCGAAUUCUGACAUUACAAUAGAAAAUUCGAAUUUAAAUCUGUAUGAUUUUAUAAAUGUUAAAUUAGAAAUUAAGUAGCAUUAAAAGAAAUAAAAUUAUUUAGGAAAAAAGUGAAAAUUAUUAAACAAAAAAAUGUAUAAAAUGGCUUGACAAACAAAAAAGAGAUAAAAAAAUAAUAAUAAUUUACAAUAAUCUUAAAAUUUAAUAUGCGAUAUAAUUUAAAAAUAUUUAAAUUUUAUUCUUAAUUAAUUAUUAAUAAUUACUUAAGUGAAAUUUUAAAAGGUUUCGUAAUUAAAACUAUGAAAUCACAUCUAUUUUCGAAUAUAAUAAAAACUAAAGCAUAAAAAAAUUAAAUUAUUUGAAGAAAAUAAUUGAAUUGCUUAUACAUUUUGAAAAACCAAAAAAAAAGUAAAAAAAGAAAAAAAAAACAAAAUAACAGAAAAAUUAUAUUAAAAGAAUGAAUUUCGAAAUAAAUAAAUUUUAUUUACGAAUAUCAUUGAAAAAAUUUUUUAUUAUAUUUUUACUUUGGUUUCUAUCAUCAUCAUCAUCUUCAAUUACAACAACAACAACAAAUUUUUUUAAAUCAACAACAAUAGCCCAUGGUCAAGAGAUCUCACGACGAAGAACUAGCAAUGUUUGUCGAGAUCAUACCGAUUGUCCUAGAAAUGCAUUUUGCGAAAGAACACCAAAUCUAAAAAAUGGACAAUGUGUUUGUCCAACAGGAUAUUUAAUAAUUACAAAUGACGGUGGUGAAAGAGAAUGCUAUAGAACUGCAGCAACAAUUGGGGACUCAUGCAUGUUCCAUGAACAAUGUAUGAUAACGCUAAGUACAGAAUCUGAAUGUAAAUUGGGUAAAUGUCAAUGUCAAAAUGCAACGCAUUUUGUUGAAAGAGCAAAUGCCUGUUACAAAAGCGUUCGAGUUGGAGAGCAUUGUUCUUUUACAAAUAAUUGCCUCGGAGAAGGGGUAGUUUGUAAUGCUGGUUAUUGUACAUGUCCAUUUGGAAAACAUCCAAAUUUUGAUUCAACAGACUGUGUUAAAGAUAUACAUUUGGGAGAAAAAUGUCUUCACGAUCAAGAGUGCCUUCCAACAAAUUCAAGAUGCCAAGAUGUUUGUAUUUGUAGAAAUGGUUUCUCAAAAAGCAUAAACAAUGAUACUUGCUUAAAAGUUUCAAAUCAUGUGUACGAUAUUUGUCAAGAAGAUAGUCAAUGCACAGAAAUUCUUCCACAUACUAAAUGUGAUGUUAAUCAUAAAAUAUGUGUUUGUGAUUUAGGUUAUCACGAAAUUAAAUAUAGAUGCUGGGUAACAGUUUCACUAGGAGGUGUUUGUGAAGCUAGCGAAAAUUGUGCAACAAUUGAAAAUUCUAUAUGUCGAAAUGAAAGAUGUAUUUGCAAUGAAAAUUUUAAAGAAAUAAAUGGACUAUGUUCAUCAAGCCAGAUCCUAUCAAUAUACCAAAGAAUAUUAGCACUUACCAUUUUAACAAAUAUAUUGUUUUUAACAUAAAAA